AGAGGAAGUGUCAGCAGCACGGGGGCUGGAUGUUAUAACAGCAGAGUUUUAAAGCUGGCUGGCUUUUUCAGUCAGUCUGGUAACCCCAAGAGCUGACUCACAAGUGCCAGGACCCUUUUGCCAUUAUGGGUGACACGCCGGUGUUUCUAGGGGCUGAUAUAGUGGACAAGUACUUAAACUACCCAACUCUGAUCCCUUUACUGGAGAGAGCACUGGUUCAUUUUUCUAGUGGCCAGGAAGGAGGCGUUGUGCAGCCAAUCCGGACAAUUGUGCCUGUGCCAAAGUACAGUGGCUUUUUAGGAGUGAUGCCAGCUUACAGUACAGUGGAUGAUGCCUUAACAACCAAGGUCGUAACAUUUUAUGAGAACAAAACAUCAUCUGAAUUUCCCUCUCAUCAGGCCACUGUCCUCUUAUUUGAACCAUCAAACGGAACUCUGAAAGCUGUAAUUGAUGGAAAAGUGAUAACAGAUAAAAGGACAGCAGCCGUUUCAGCAAUUGCAACAAAGUUGCUCAAACCGUCAUCUGCUGAUGUUCUCUGCAUUCUGGGCUCCGGAGCUCAAGCACACAGUCAUUACCAAGCCUUUACACAGCAGUUCUCUUUCAAAGAGGUCAGAAUUUGGAGCCGCAAAAGGGAAAACGCAGAAAGAUUUGCAAAUGCUACAGAUGGAAAUAUACGUGUAUGUUCCACGCCGCAGGAAGCAGUCACUGGUGCUGACGUAAUUGUCGCAGCAACAAUGUCUACAGAGCCGGUUCUGUUCGGUGAUUGGGUCAAGCCAGGGGCACACGUCAAUGCUCUUGGUGCUUGCCGGCCUGACUGGAGAGAGCUCGACAACGUUCUCAUGAAGAGUUGUGUCCUGUACGUGGACUCCAGAGAGGCAUGUCAGAAGGAAUCUGGAGACAUUGCUCUGUCUGGGGCCUCUAUCUAUGGUGAAAUAGGUGAAAUACUUAAAGGGACCAAACCUGCUCUUUCAGAUAAAACAACUGUUUUUAAGUCUGUAGGCAUGGCAAUUGAAGACACUGUCUCUGCAAAGCUUGUGUAUGAUUCCUGGGUAUCUAGUAAUAAAUAAGUCUAGAACCAAACACUAAAGUUUAGUAUCAUAAUGCUUUCUACAGCAAAUAAACAUUUCCAAUAAA
Pseudophryne corroboree (corroboree frog) is the source of this 1134-nucleotide messenger RNA. RefSeq names its product crystallin mu (gene CRYM). The record is from RefSeq and is a predicted model, not a curated record. NCBI's taxonomy places the organism in Eukaryota, Metazoa, Chordata, Amphibia, Anura, Myobatrachidae. Gene Ontology annotation, molecular function: thyroid hormone binding. The transcript is spliced from 8 exons. Gene Ontology annotation, cellular component: cytoplasm. Bases 126 to 1067 code for a protein of 313 amino acids. Gene Ontology annotation, biological process: thyroid hormone metabolic process.